This is a messenger RNA of Lynx canadensis (Canada lynx), 3469 nucleotides long. RefSeq names its product pleiotropic regulator 1 (gene PLRG1). The transcript is spliced from 16 exons. Gene Ontology annotation, cellular component: catalytic step 2 spliceosome; precatalytic spliceosome; Prp19 complex. Gene Ontology annotation, molecular function: protein binding. NCBI's taxonomy places the organism in Eukaryota, Metazoa, Chordata, Mammalia, Carnivora, Felidae. The record is from RefSeq and is a predicted model, not a curated record. The coding region runs from base 306 to 1724 and encodes 472 amino acids. Gene Ontology annotation, biological process: mRNA splicing, via spliceosome.
CAGGGCGCCCGAUUCCGGAAGGGACUGCACAGUUGUGGCGGCGGUUUCUGUGUUGCAGGCUAGCGUUUCUUGUCUGCUGGAGCGGCGGGUCACCCAGCGGCAUCAUGGUCGAGGAGGUGCAGAAACAUUCUGUGCACACACUUGUGUUCAGGUCACUGAAGAGAACCCAUGACAUGUUUGUAGCUGAUAAUGGAAAACCUGUGCCUUUGGAUGAAGAGAGCUUCCCGCUGCUCUCAGAGCCUUGCUGAGCUGAAAUUGUACCUGGCCAGUACCUCUACUCCCAUCUUUUCUCUCACAAACGGAAAAUGGCAAUCAAGCUGCGUAAUGAGUAUGGUCCUGUGUUGCAUAUGCCUACUUCAAAAGAAAAUUUUAAAGAGAAAUGUCCUCAGAAUGCAUCGGAUUCAUAUGGUCAUAAACAAUAUCCUGCCAAUCAAGGACAAGAAGUUGAAUAUUUGGUGACAGGUACACAUCCAUAUCCACCAGGACCUGGGGUUGCUUUGACUGCAGAUACUAAGAUCCAAAGAAUGCCAAGUGAAUCAGCCGCUCAGUCCUUAGCUGUGGCAUUACCUUCUUCUCAGACCAGGGUUGACGCAAAUCGUAAUGCACCUGCUGGAGGUGAAUACCGACAUCCGGCGGCUGCUGACCGUUCACAGCCUGCAGGGAUGACUUCAGCUGUUAUGGAGGCUGGCAAUGCCAAAAACUCUGCACUGAUGGCUAAAAAAGCCCCUACAAUGCCCAAACCCCAGUGGCACCCACCAUGGAAACUGUACAGGGUGAUCAGUGGACAUCUUGGCUGGGUUCGCUGUAUUGCUGUAGAACCUGGAAACCAGUGGUUUGUAACUGGAUCUGCUGACAGAACUAUAAAGAUCUGGGACUUGGCUAGUGGCAAAUUAAAACUGUCAUUAACUGGGCACAUUAGUACAGUGCGUGGUGUGAUAGUAAGCACACGGAGCCCUUACCUGUUCUCCUGUGGAGAAGACAAACAAGUCAAAUGCUGGGAUCUUGAAUAUAAUAAGGUUAUAAGGCACUAUCAUGGACAUCUGAGUGCAGUGUAUGGUUUGGAUUUGCACCCAACAAUUGAUGUGCUGGUAACCUGUAGUCGAGAUUCAACUGCACGGAUUUGGGAUGUGAGAACUAAAGCCAGUGUGCACACAUUAUCUGGACAUACAAAUGCAGUUGCUACAGUGAGGUGUCAAGCUGCAGAACCACAAAUUAUUACUGGAAGCCAUGAUACUACAAUACGAUUAUGGGAUUUGGUGGCUGGAAAAACAAGAGUCACAUUAACAAAUCACAAAAAAUCCGUCAGGGCUGUGGUUUUACAUCCUAAACAUUACACAUUUGCAUCUGGCUCUCCAGAUAACAUAAAACAGUGGAAAUUCCCUGAUGGAAGUUUUAUUCAAAAUCUUUCUGGUCAUAAUGCUAUUAUUAACACACUGACAGUAAAUUCUGAUGGAGUGCUUGUUUCUGGAGCUGACAAUGGCACUAUGCAUCUUUGGGACUGGAGAACUGGCUAUAAUUUCCAGAGAGUUCAUGCAGCUGUGCAGCCUGGAUCUUUGGAUAGUGAAUCAGGAAUAUUUGCUUGUGCUUUUGAUCAGUCUGAAAGUCGGUUACUAACAGCUGAAGCUGAUAAAACCAUUAAAGUGUAUAAAGAGGAUGAUACAGCGACAGAAGAAACUCAUCCAGUCAGCUGGAAGCCAGAAAUUAUCAAGAGAAAGAGAUUUUAAUGUAACAUUGUCUUCAUGGUGGCUCCCCCCCACACACACCCUUUUAAAAAAAAAAAAAAAAAGCUUGGUGUUGAUGAGGAUAUCCAGUCAUUUUGUGCUCUGGCUAGGAAUGCAGAAACUCACAUGCUUAAAUCAUUCCUGCUUCGUAUUUUAUAAUAAACUGCCCCCCCCCCCCCGUGUUAUUUUCUAAAAUAAAUAAUUUGAGAUCCUAAGAAGAUGCAGAUAUCAAGCAUACGCAGGUUCAUUGAACACAACUAUUCUAAAGAUAGAAUAUUUGUCAGUUUUAUUAAAAGACACUUUUUAAAAAAACUUAACCAAACUGCUUACUAUAAUAAGGAUAUGUUUUGAGGGGAGCAGUUGUGUUUUUGUGUGUGUGUGUGUGUGUUUUUCUUUUUUUUUUUUUUUAGUCCUUUAGGAACUAGUAUCUGUGACUAAUAAUUUGGGAUUAAAGGAUUUGAAGUCUUACUAUAAUUUAUGUAUGUUUAUUCCACAGUUUUUGAGUGUGUGCUCUGCAAAGCUCUGCACUGGAUACUGUUCAGGAAAUAGACAAGCAAGUUGUAUCUGGCCUCCAAGACUCUAGUUUAUGUUACAGAAAUGCAGUAAGGGAGAGGCAGGCAAAAAGCUGGAGUAGCACAGAGGGAAGAGCCAGUAAUUUUUCCCAGAGAGCAUGUGGAAGACUUCAUAGAGUCAGGGGUAUUUGAGCUGAGCCUUGAGACGGCACAGAGGGAAAACAGUUUUCUAAGAUGAGGCAUAAAGUGAAUGAAACCAGACGUGGGAAACUCUGACGUGUUCUAGGAGCAAAGAGCUGUCUGCUGCAGUUGAGUAAUGAGAACAGCUGGCUGGUGCUGGAGAAUGUGCAUGUUUGCAGUUUGAUUGUAUUCCAGAAGCAGUAGGAUACCAAGAUAGGUAUCAAAUCCUGGAGAAAUAGCAAGAUACCAGUGGAGGUAUUUGAAGCUGUGGCAAGCCCUGUAGUCUUCUUUGAAGACUUUCUGCAUAAGGGUUACUUAAGUUUCUGAUACCUAUGCCUUGUAAAUGAGUUUUCUGAUCCUUGCCCUUAGGAUCUUGAGUCCCCAUCAGUCAAGAAAAUGAGUCCAACUUCACUUUCCAUAGUUAGAAAACACAGUUACAAGAACAAUUAAAUUUUUUUCAAAUUAAAAAUAUUGCACCAUAAUUUUGAACAAGUAUUUCUGAAUUAUACAUAUCCCAUCUUGCAUGCUAUAGGUGGGAGUAUAAUUUUAUAACCUUUGGGGGUGGGGGUUUCAGAGUAUAUUGAAAAUGCUCAAACCAUUUCGCUAAACUCUUCAUUAAAAAUGAAAUUACUAGGAAACUGCCUAAUAGGAAUAAUCUGACAAGUGUACACAAGCAGGUUUAUUGCACCUUUGUUCUUUAAUAAUUAAAACUAGCUCAGAGGUCCUACCAGUAAGGGACUGGUGUAAUAGAUUAUGGUACCGUCAUGCAAUUUAUUUCUAUUCAUUAAGAGUGAGGGAUGUCUCUGGAUUAACAAUAAGAUGUCCAAACUUAUGUAAAAAAAAAAAAAGUUGUGGACCCUUUUUUUUUUUGUAGGAUAACUUGAUAAUGCUAUAAAAAAUAAUGGAAAAGUAAUACCACAUUGUUGUCAGUGGCUUUGUGAGGGAGUGAAAUUGUGGGAGAACUUUCAUGAUUGGCUUUAUAUAUUUCUAUAAUGUUUUAAUUUUCUAUAAGCAUGUAUUUUGUAAACUUAAAUAAAGAAAUCCACUACACUUGCA